Molecule: messenger RNA, 1232 nt
Organism: Emericellopsis atlantica
Lineage: Eukaryota; Fungi; Ascomycota; Sordariomycetes; Hypocreales; Bionectriaceae
Exons: 3
Coding region: 283-987 (234 amino acids)
Source: RefSeq, a predicted model, not a curated record
CUGCGCCCCUCAGUGGGGAGCGGAUCACAGGACGGACACUAGCGACGCUAAAGACGAUCACAGGAAUUGAGUCGUGUGGGGUGCUGACAGAGAUUGAUCCGUCGUGUGUAAGUCGCGCUGGAAAAUGGGGAGCCAACACAAUGGGUCAUGGAAAUCAAAUGUCCGGGGAAGCAAGCACUCGAGGUGCUCGAGACAGCAGGAGGAGUGGUUACUCUCAAGUCAAGAUGAGCAAAGGUGUACUAUCCUCUCACCUACGACAUACCUCGACAUUCAUCAUCAAAGAUGGCGACCCAGCUCGCGCCGCACCAGCAAUUCUACAUCUUUGGCAACUGUAACAUGGUGCCAGACCACUAUGACGAGUGGCAAGCAGCAUACGACAAACUCGCCGAGCACGUCAUGGCCAACGAGCCCGAAACGCUCACCUACUACUUCGGCCUGCCCCUGGAGUACGCCGCCAACCCCAGCGCGACGCCCUCCAUGCUCGCCUUUGAAGCCUACGCCUCCCGCGCCGCCCUGUACGACGUCCACCUCCAGUCCAAGCCCAUGCAGGAGGGCUUCCUCCCCGUGGCGAGCCGCACGAUGAGCACGGGACUGGAUCUGACACACUAUGAGGCCGUCGAGGGCAGCUUUCUCGACCGGUCAGGCCACAAGACGGAGUGCGGCAUCAUCCACGAUGUACAGAUCACAUGCACGGGCCCCGAGGCGAGGAAGAGUCUCGUCGGCGCGCUCACGCUGUUCUGCACACUUGUCAACGAGCGGCAGGGUCCGGCGGGCGAGGACGGCGAGGUGCUCUCGUUUCUGGGUCUCGUGUCGCUGGACAAUGAGACUGGGGCGCGCAUCUUUGCGCGUUAUGCGUCGCGCGAGGUCUGGGAGAGGUGGCUGCGCGAGACACUCGUGACAAAAUUCUGGGAAAGCGUCAAGCCAUAUGUCUCGAGCGUCGAUGCACGACCAUACGCACCCAACGGCAAGGGAUGGCUGUGGAAGUGACAAGGCAGCGGGGUGGCCUCACUGUGUCGAUUAUAAUUCAAAGUCAGCUUCUCAUUAGAAGAUUUACUCAUCGUGAAACGCGAAUGCCCAUCUCCGCCAAGCGUGCCUCGGACUCGUCUCGCUCUGUCGGUCCUCUUCUCGUCCUCCUGCGUUCUUGUCGUCGCCGUCGUCGUUCUACGAUUCGUCGCCGCUCGCUGGAGCAAAUGCAGCCGAUCCAUAACACGAAGCCCAAUCUCAUAAUCCUU